CAUGUCUACUCAAAGGCAUGCAUCCGUCAUAGACAACCUGGGGAUGACAGGAGACGAAACAAGUUCGAGGGAAGGAUCCCGGAUGUACAUGUACUUUGAUGAUCAAGGCGGGUCAGUGUCGGCGCAUUACGGCGGUUUGAGCUUUGAGGGAGGGCCUGGGCUAGACAACAAUGUCAGUAUGCCUCGUACUACGUCAGUAAUCUCUUUGGGGAAUGACAGCGGACUUCCGCCCACUCCCUCACCGAGUGUAUCGCGGCAAGAAAGCGAGGGCAGUUCUUCCAAUUUCCUUGACGUCGAGUCACCCCGGUGUGACAGUAUAGAUAGCGCCAUCGAUGUGACUACUCAUUUGAGGGCCAGAGCUAGAGCCCAGAGUAUGCCAAGACGCCCUAAUCACGAGUCACCCCGGUGUGACAGUAUAGAUAGCGCCAUCGAUGUGACUACUCAUUUGAGGGCCAGAGCUAGAGCCAAGAGUAUGCCAAGACGCCCUAAUCACGAGUCACCCCGGUAUGACAGUGUAGAUAGCGCCGACGUGACUACUCAUUUGAGGUCCAGAGCUAGAGCCCAGAGUAUGCCAAGACGCCCCAAUCACGAGUCACCCCGGUGUGACAGUGUAGAUAGCGCCAACGUGACUACUCAUUUGAGGGCCAGAGCUAGAGCCCGGAGUGCGCAAAGAUGCCCGAAUUACGAGCCUAUUGUGUCUGUCGUUAUGGAGGACAGAGGAGCGGAACCCAGCACCAGUGCCGAGGGAGUCCAAGAACUGCAGGUGCAAUUAGACUGUCCAGAUCAGCCGCAGCAACCCGCCCCUGAGACGACGUACAUAGACCAGAUAGAAAACACUGUCGACUCGAGUCGACUUCACCCAGCACUGCGGUUUAUCCGAGGCAUUCUGCGUUUACUGACCGUCUGCAUUACAUGCUCACGGGCAAGGUCCAUCGGGGCGUCAUGCAACAAUCAAGCACACUUGGAGGUUGCAGAAGUCGUGGACUGCAGGUCAGCUAACCCGGAGAAAUCUUCACCCCUGUCACAGUCCGUCGUGCUUCCUUUGGAAGCGGCACCGCCUUUACCAUCAACGCCAUCUCUCCAACCAUCACCAUCACCGCCAUCUUCACCAUCAACGCCAUUUGGCUCUCCAGCACAAUUCAGCUGUGCCUUAUCCAGGAAAGACGAGUUCCUCUCGUCGUUUGAUCGAAUAUGUUCCAAAGCGAAAGCUGCAGGCCUGUAUGUGGUUGGGCGCGUAAUUCAGGUGGACAACUUCGCUGCUGCAAUGCUGGAUAGUCAUGGAGGCUGUCUGUCCAUUGAAACCUUGGAUGUCCAUCUGUUCAUUCCACCUGGGGCCAUACCUGCUGAUGAAUCUCCCAAGAGGGUCUACAUUUAUGUCCAAGGCAGCUUGACUAGUGGCCGCAGCCACCUCACCCCGUAUGUCUACUGUGGACCCUCGGGGUUCCACUUCCGCAAAGAUGUCUUCUUGACCCUUCCGCACUGCGCCAAGGAUGUACUCGACAAACAGUUCACUUUCGAGAAGUCUACAUCAGAGGGAACUGAAAGCAUUCAGGAUCCCGCGGAUGGGAUUGUCCUUGUUGACAGCGACUCUCUGACUUUGUCGAUGGAUCAUUUCUGCGGAAUUGGAGCAUUUGGAGAAAUUAAUGCGAAAUCCAUGCUGGUCUGUCCGUUUAUUAGGCAAAGCAGUGAUGCGGAAGAGGUGGACAUCCAUGUUCGGGUCUUCGACAACAUGAAAAUCAAUUUGCAGGAAGUGGAGAGUGAAGAAAACGCCAUAGGUUUCGUUUUAGCAGGCCCCCCACAAGAAUUGGUGGUGCAAAAGACGGACCCGGCAGUUGUUGCAAAAAUCAGCUCAAUCGUGGAACCCUGGAAAAUGAUCUCUCAUCCGGAGUCCUCAUGUUGCGAACAGACCAUUCAAUCCCAGUACCUGUGGAGGGUGUACAGUCAAGAGAACGUCCGCGCCUUCCCAUGCAAGCCGUUUUGUGCAAGAAACAGCUCGUCCUCAGUCCUUAACCCUUUCAGAGCUGUUCUGGAAGUCUUCCCAGCCGAACGAAAAGAACACCAAGUGGAAUUUAUCUUGCGGGUUCCCACGAACGGCGGGUUCAAACAGAAACCAUGUGAGGCAUUGGACGACUUGAUGUGGAGGCAGAUGGAAAGCCCAAGCACUUGCGACACCGGGCCAUGGUUGGAUCAAGAUAUCUGCGAGAGCAUUUGCAACAUGCUAGACAAGCCCAAUCCCUUGGGAAAGGACUGGCGCCAUCUCCCUGAACUUCUGUUCGUGGACAGAGAACACGGCCACAGCUGGGUAGAGGGAGUAGAAAAGAGGGCCUAUCUUCAAAAAUGCAGUCCGACAAAAUACGUUCUGAACGCGUUUGUCACAGCUUCAAGAAAGAAGGGAAAAGAAACAACUUUGAGGGAGCUGGUCAAAGGUCUCUCCAAAAUGUGCUGCUUUAGACCUGAUUUAGAGCCCAUCAAGAAGCAAUUACAACAGUGUGAACAGAAUAAUAACAAAGAUAUUGUCGAUGAGUGCCCCGAAUUCGCGCUGCCUAAUAUUCGCGCAACCAAUUUUCACUGCACGUGUCUUCUUGCUCGCAAUUAAACACGAACCGACGUAAAUUCACCGUCGGUGAUCGAUCGUCGCAGUUUCUUCUCAGUGCAGUUACGUGGAAAUUAAAAGCUUUUU
Patiria miniata (bat star) is the source of this 2680-nucleotide messenger RNA. RefSeq lists its product as uncharacterized. Gene Ontology annotation, molecular function: netrin receptor activity. NCBI's taxonomy places the organism in Eukaryota, Metazoa, Echinodermata, Asteroidea, Valvatida, Asterinidae. The coding region runs from base 2 to 2596 and encodes 864 amino acids. The transcript is spliced from 4 exons. The record is from RefSeq and is a predicted model, not a curated record. Gene Ontology annotation, cellular component: membrane. Gene Ontology annotation, biological process: netrin-activated signaling pathway.